Sphenostylis stenocarpa is the source of this 378-nucleotide messenger RNA. Lineage: Eukaryota; Viridiplantae; Streptophyta; Magnoliopsida; Fabales; Fabaceae. The record is from the annotation of a GenBank genome assembly.
AUGGCUUCACUUAAUUCAUAUCAUUACUACACAACCACCUCCUUGCUUGUCAUACUUCUGCUCCACAAUUUGCUCUCUCUAGUUUCUCCCUCCAAUCACCCUCACCCUGCAAUUUCUCCAAGGGAACUUUUAUUUGAGGAGAAAAACAGGCUGGGUUCUAUUCCUCCUAGCUGUCACAACAAGUGCAAUGAUUGUCAUCCAUGCAUGGCAGUUCAAGUGCCAACUUUGCCUAGCCAUGACUCUAACCCUCCAGAUCUUACCAAAACUUCUGCUAUGGCAAGUUUUCUUAACCCUUCUUCUCCCCAAGGUAACAGGUACUCCAACUACAAGCCAUUGGGGUGGAAAUGCCAUUGUGGUGACCACUUCUUCAACCCUUAG